Messenger RNA from Coffea eugenioides, 2443 nucleotides. Its product is annotated as protein EFFECTOR OF TRANSCRIPTION 2-like. The transcript has 3 exons. The record is from RefSeq and is a predicted model, not a curated record. Gene Ontology annotation, molecular function: DNA binding. The coding region runs from base 33 to 2066 and encodes 677 amino acids. Lineage: Eukaryota; Viridiplantae; Streptophyta; Magnoliopsida; Gentianales; Rubiaceae. Gene Ontology annotation, biological process: regulation of DNA-templated transcription.
UCCGCUGGCUCAGGCUCAGUGACAGUGGGAGAAUGGAGAGUGGAGAGCGAGCUCCUCCAUCUAUCACUCUAUCAGUGGAAGCUAUGGAGAAAUCUGUGACCGCCCUCGCUACAAUCAGCAGCAGCAACAGGCUAAAGAGAGAAGAUUGCAGGCGUACCAAGCAUGACUCUGCUUUCUCACCGUGGAAGGUUCUAAUUGGACCCUCUGAUUGGGAAGACCAUUCAAAUGGGAAGGAAGGGGCUGAAAGAUACAGGACGCAGAACCUCCCAAAUUGCACUUCCUGUACUGGAGUUUAUGAGCUUGGCACAGCUGUAUGGCGUAGUAAAUCUCGGCGAGAUGCUGGCAAACUUGAUCCGGACUUUAUAAUUCCUGUUUACCUUGGAAAAUCUGACAACGUUAGGAAUAGACUACAGCAGUAUGGGCGCGAAGGGGCUCAUUUGGAGAAUGGCAGCUCCAACACUAAGUUGAAUGGUUGCAACGGAAGGUUGGCUCAAACGGGAUCUGGAUUGUUCAAGGACAUAUUUUCUGAAGGGUUCUCCAUUGUCUACAGAUGGGCUCCUAUGAAGAGUACAAGGGAUGCUGAUAAAACUGAAUCUGAUCUGCUUGGCAAGUUUGAUUACGCAUGGAAUAAGGGAAGUAAUGGUCCUCGCCGACACAAUGAUAUACUCAAAAUGCUUGAUCGCAUCUCUAAAACUUCUCCCUUUAUGGCAAAGCUACAGGUUUUAUCUCAAAAGAAGAAGGGAAUAAAAAUCAAAGCUUACAAACCACCUUUUGUGGAGAAUGGAUUGGACUUUUACACUAGCUUGGAAACUAAUGGCCUCCUCGCUCAAAUUUUCAAAUUUGGACGAUCACAGCCAAGAUUGAUUGUCAGAUCUGUUAUCAACGAAAAUUACAUUAGCAUCUGUGGUGUCGCUUUAGGUCAUGGAGUCGUCUGUAAAAGGGCACCAGCUGAAGGGAACAAAAGGUGUUCAGAGCAUAAAGGCAUGAAAGUAAAUGGUUUCACAUCUAAGUUACUUAAAGAUGGAAAAUCAACUUUGGUUGCAAAUGAGUAUCCUAUAAACAAGACAUUCACCCCACCUUGUGGAGUCAUUUUGGAUGAUGGCUCUUGCUGUACAAGCAAACCAGUCCAAGGAAACAAGAGAUGCCUGGAGCAUAAGGGAAGGAAAAUCAAUAAUUUCCCUCAGCUAGUAAAUGAUAAGAAAGCAAAUUAUGUGUACGGUCCAGUUCUGGACUAUAAUACAUCCCUCAGUAAAGCUGGCCACACUGAUUCUAGCUCAACUAUAUGUGGAGUGGACCUAGACGAUGGGACUUUUUGCACCAGGCAACCUCCGGCGGCUAGAAAGAGGUGCGAGGAGCACAAGGGCAAGAGGAUCAAAGAGACCAUUAGUAUUUCCCAUAGAGAUGAAAUCCCCAGCUCGUUUAUACAUUCAGGUCCCAAAAUUGGGAUACAGGAGAGCCAGAAUCAUUCACUUAUUCCUUCAGUUUUUUGUGAUAUAACUUCUCCAGCAUGUGGGGCAGCAACACAUGAUGGUUCAUUCUGCAGUAGAAAACCUACAGAAGGAAAUAAAAGAUGCUGGCAGCAUAAAGGCAUGAGAGUUGAUGCAAGUCCAACAAGUAGCUCUUGUAAUAACUCAAGGCGAAGUAGUACUUCUCUUCAGUAUGCCUCUGAGGACUUUACAUCAACUUGUGGGGCAGCAUUACAGAAUGGUUCACAUUGUAGCAGGAAACCUACUAACGGGAAUAAAAGAUGUUCGCAGCACAAAGGCAGGAGGGCUGAUUUAAGUCCCAGAAAUAGUAAUGACUUCAGGUAUUAUGCUAACUCUUUCAGUUAUGCAUCUCAUGGUUCCGCAUAUGAAACUUUUUCAUCAACUUGUGGUGCACCCACGCUCAGUGGUUCUUAUUGCAGAAGGUCAACAGCUGGCGGUAGAUGUUGGCAGCACGAAGGUUAUGCCUCUUAUGGUUCUGCAUAUGGAAAUUUUUCAUCAACUUGUGGUGCACCCACGCGCAGUGGUUCUUACUGCAGAAGGUCAACAGCUGGUGGUAGAUGUUGGCAGCACGGAGGCUAGCGGACCUAAGUUCAGAAACAAGUGCUGUAUGAUAAUAGAAGUAUUGUGUCUUUUUCAUCCCGAUGAAAUGCUGAAUAUUAGUGUCUUAUGACACUUCAUGCAUAUUCUGCAUCCUGAAAAAUGUUAAGGAGAGCAGAACCUGCAUUGUUCAAGUGUUUGUAUAAUAUAGACGUAGUGUAACUUGCAUCUGUCCAUAUAAAAUAACGAUCAUAGCAUCUUAGCUAGAGUGGGAGUGGUAAAUCCCUUGUUGAUCUGUUGAUUGGCCUAACCAGCCUGCUUAGCAUCGCUUUGUAGCUUUUAGAUUUGUUUGUCUAAAGAAAAAUGGCUUUGUAGCUCUGCUAACGUUGGAAUAUCUGUUCUUCUUGCAUCAGCCAGAA